Molecule: messenger RNA, 1287 nt
Organism: Pieris macdunnoughi
Lineage: Eukaryota; Metazoa; Arthropoda; Insecta; Lepidoptera; Pieridae
Source: the annotation of a GenBank genome assembly
AUGAAAAAUAAUACUGAAUCUUUGGAAAAACUGCAGGAAAAAGAAAGAUUAAAAUAUUUAAAGAAAAAAGAGAAAGGUCAGGUAAAAUCAGCUAUUCAUAUGAAUGCUAGAGAACUUAGACAAAAGCGAAAACAAUGGAAAGAAAAUAGUAAAGUGUAUAGGAAUAAAAAAGCUUUAGCACACCAAAAUUUACAACGAAUACUUGAUUAUACACCUCCAUCUAGCCCAGUAUCAGUGCAACAACUGAGAGAAAAUUUAGCUGCUCGAAAUAGACGACAGAUGCGAAGGCGACGUGCUGUUUUGUAUGCAAAGAUUGCAUAUUUGGAAAAAAGACUGAAGAAUGUAGUGAAGUUAGGAGAAAAAUACAAGAAAAGAUGUAUGAGACUGAGAGAAAAAAGAUAUGACCCAGAAUCACCUGCAAGUAAAGUAAAUGUGCUCCUAAGGAAUGUAAAUGUUCCUAAGAGUGUGAAGAAAAAAUUACUUUUCGGAGAAGCGUUAACAAAAGAUCUACAGACUAGUUACGAAGAUUUAGGUAAGAAACAUGAAAAAAAGAAAAAGUAUUACGAAAUGUUGAAAUUGAAAUCACUGCAGAAAUAUAAGUUACUUCAUGUAUCGAAACCAUUUUUCAAACAUGAUACUUUCAAAAAACAAAAACCUCGAAAAAUAAGCGGCAAAAUGCUAAAGGUAAAGGACGAUGUAAUUAAAUUUUUGGAGAAAGAUGAAAACUCAAGAAUGUGCCCGGGGAAAAGAGACUAUCUUAAAUCCAAAGAUGGUAAAACUCGACAAAAGCGUGUUUUAUACGAUACACUUUAUAAUUUACAUCAAAAGUUUUUACACACAGUCAAUUAUAAGAUAAGCUUAUCAACUUUUUGUAGAUUCAGGCCCUUUUGGGUUACUUGGCAAAACGUGAAUGACCGAAAUACUUGUCAAUGUAUACAGCACGCCAAUAUUCAACUGAUAAUUUCUAAAUUGCAUGAAGUCAAAGCAUUGAAAUUUUGUACCGUGACUUCAGCUUUAGCGACAAUAACCUGCAAUGUGCAUUCCACAAAAUGUCUAUUCAGGAAAUGUUUAACCUGCAAGGAACGCUCAUUGGAUUACUACUUACCAAUGCCUAAUCAGUUGGUGACUUAUCGACAGUGGAUUUAUGAAGUCAGUUCAUUUGAAAAGGAUGGGAAACUAAAGACAGUUCGUAAACCCUUGAAGAAAGAGUACAGGGUUAAACUGAAACAGCUUGUUCAAAAUCUAGAAGCAGCAUUACCACUUUUUUUUCACAUAUGGGGACUAUAG